This is a messenger RNA of Lolium perenne, 1108 nucleotides long. RefSeq names its product V-type proton ATPase subunit D-like. The record is from RefSeq and is a predicted model, not a curated record. Gene Ontology annotation, molecular function: proton-transporting ATPase activity, rotational mechanism. Lineage: Eukaryota; Viridiplantae; Streptophyta; Magnoliopsida; Poales; Poaceae.
UCGCUUCCACUAAUGCGUGGCAUGAAGAAUUUGGCGCGAGCUAGGCAGGUCAAGUAGUAUACACACACAGAGCCAACGGUUUACACUAGGUAGCUUCAGGCAGCAGCGCGUCAUGGCGGGGCAGGGGCAGCGGCUGACCGUGGUGCCGACGGUGACGGUGAUGGGCAUGAUCAAGGCGCGGCUGGCGGCGGCCACCCGCGGCCACGCGCUGCUCAAGAAGAAGUCAGACGCGCUCACCGUGCAGUUCCGUGCCAUCCUUAAGCGCAUCGUGGCCGCCAAGGAGGCCAUGGGGGACGCCAUGCGCAGCGCCUCCCUCUCCCUCGCCGAGGCGCUCUACGUGGCCGGCGGUCCACUCCGGCACGUCGUCCAGCAGUCCGUCUCAGGCCCCGCCCGCCUCCGAGUACGCGCUCACCACGACAACAUCGCCGGCGUCCGCCUCCCCCGCUUCGAGCACUUCCUGGUCGACGACGGAGCCAGGGUGCCAUUGCUCGCGGGGCUCGCCGGCGGCGGGCAGCAGGUGUCGGCCAGCCGCGCGGCGCACGUCCGCGCCGUGGAGCUGCUGGUGGAGCUAGCGUCGCUGCAGACGUCGUUCCUCACCCUGGACGAGGCGAUCAAGACGACCAACCGAAGGGUGAACGCGCUGGAGCACGUGGUGAAGCCGCAGCUGGAGAACACGGUCGCCUACAUCAGGGGCGAGCUGGACGAGCAGGAGAGGGAGGAGUUCUUCCGCCUCAAGAAGAUCCAGGCCGUCAAGCAGAGGGAGCUCGAGCGCCAGGUGGAGGCGGCGAAGCUCUACGCCGUGGAGAAGGUCGCGGGUGAGGUCGCGCUCAAGCGCGGCGUCUCCUUCGGCGCCGCCGCCAGCAUGUUGGAGAACGGUGGCGGCGAGAGGGACGACGACAUCAUCUUUUGAUACAGCUGCCCAAGCUAGUGCCAUGUGCUGAUGUACACAUGUUGAUAUGCAUCGUAUUUUAUAUGUAUAUAUACAAGUCCUGUGAGAAUGCAUCGAGUUCCUUCGAUAUCGGAUUUUAAAUCGAGUUUACCCGCAAAAGACGCGGCUCACAGUGUGCCCAUUUUGUAAUAUAAUCUCUGAUCUUGAAUUCAAGAAUCA